Molecule: messenger RNA, 969 nt
Organism: Cladophialophora immunda
Lineage: Eukaryota; Fungi; Ascomycota; Eurotiomycetes; Chaetothyriales; Herpotrichiellaceae
Exons: 1
Coding region: 1-969 (322 amino acids)
Biological process (GO): DNA repair
Molecular function (GO): methylated-DNA-[protein]-cysteine S-methyltransferase activity
Source: RefSeq, a predicted model, not a curated record
AUGUCUGACAUUGAAGCUCUGCGGACAGAAUGGAGGAUAUUAUACUCCCAAACCCUCCCUCAGAUGGCGAAAGCUGGAGAUCUUGCUCAGCCUGUAUGGCCUGUGACCCUUGACCACUGCUUUGCCCGCAUCAUCCUCGACAGCGUAAUUGGCAACGGUCAGCAACAAUGGGAUGGGGUAAUACAGAAGCCAGCCAUAAGAAGCAUGAACGAGCAACAGUUAAGGGAUGCAAUUGCACUGGGCCAAAAGAUCAGAGCUGGAGAAAUUGAUCUUUCCGACUUGGACGAGGCGAGUCUACGAUGCAGAGGGAAGAACGAAAGGAAGUACGCUAAAUCAACUGCCAGCAAAGAGAUAGUGCACGGUCCUGAGCCAAUGUCAACCAAUACUGGUCGAAAACGGACCAUAGGAGAGGUCGACCAUCCGGUCCGAUCAACAUCAGCAAAGAGUGCGAAGACCCAGAAACACCAAUCAACACUCAAAUUCUGGCGGACUGAGACUUCCCCCGCGUUGGCCAACACUUCGAACCGUGUAGAGGGGAAUAGAACGUCACCAAAAGCAUUUCAAGCAGACGAGGAAGAGUUCAACCGAACUCUAGGCCGUAUCCGGUCCCAUCCUUCGCUGACUGCGUAUCGAAGGAAGCUCUAUACCACUCUUCUUUCUGUUCCGCGUGGACGCUAUACGACCUACGGCGCAAUCUCUGAGUAUCUCGACUCUUCAGCUCGAGCGGUUGGGAACGGGAUGCGCAACAACCCUUUUGCUCCUGACGUACCCUGUCACCGCGUUUUAGCGGCAGAUAGGAGCAUUGGCGGAUUUCAAGGUGACUGGGGAAUGGACGGGAAAUACGCGGCCAAGAAGAUCGAACUACUCCGGAGUGAGGGAGUCAAAUUUGAUGGCCGUGGCAAGGUCCUCGGUGAGCCGUUUCGGGAGUUUCAACGUUCGAAGCGGGUCGAGGAAGGCAUUUUGCCUUAA